Molecule: messenger RNA, 3452 nt
Organism: Anarrhichthys ocellatus (wolf-eel)
Lineage: Eukaryota; Metazoa; Chordata; Actinopteri; Perciformes; Anarhichadidae
Product: E3 ubiquitin-protein ligase TRIM39-like
Exons: 8
Coding region: 868-2520 (550 amino acids)
Molecular function (GO): zinc ion binding; protein binding
Source: RefSeq, a predicted model, not a curated record
UUUUUUCGGGUUGACCGUCCCAUUCUCGUGAACAUAAUAUCUCAGGAACACCUGGAGGGAAUUUGUUUGGCACAAAUGUAAAGUCAAGGGGCUUUACAAUCUGUACAGCAAACAACAUCUUCUAUCCUUAGACCCUCGACUCGUGUUAGGAACAACUCCCAGGCUGUAAUCUUGCCCUUCAUUCUUCUCUCUGCAACAAGCUGCCAAUCUGCCACAGCUUGUUGUACAGAGGGUGGGAAGGAUUAUCCAAGAUGGCUUUAAUUUAGUCCCUCGUUCUCUGCUCUGUCCCUUCUGAAGGGGACUUCAGUGUUGUGAGUCCAGUCCAGGUUUUCGUUGAUUUGGCCCUAAGGUAAUUAUGUGUAUGAGUCCACCCACUUAACCUCGCUCUGGAUGUAACCAGGACAGGGGUUCUCCCGUUCAUCUGGCUUUCCACCACAAGCUCAUUGGUUUUGCUGAUACUGAGCUUCAGGAGAUUGUUGUUGCACAAUGUGAUGAAGCUCUCUAUCAGUCCUCUGUACUUCUCUGUAUUCUUAUUGUUACAGUGUUGUGAAAAUGUGUGUAAAUGUAUGUAUUAUGUUUCUGUCCAUUUGAAACAAAAAGGCUUGGAAUGGUGAAGUGAAAUAAAAAUGUAUUAUACAAUACAAUACAAAGGAAUUCUAUACAAACCCAGUGAGGCACCUGAUCUAGGCAUUACUCCUCCCACCCUGGAACAACAUGGUGGUUGAUAGCUUAGACCCAGAGGGAGUGGUAACAGCGAAACCCGGGAGGACUUUGGCUUCACAACCGCAGUGCCAGUGUUUGCCUUUGCUAACUCAGAGGUCACGUUUCACAUUCAGCAACAAGUGAACAGAUCUUCUUUCUGAGGGCAUGGCCUCCCCCAGUGUUCUCCUGUCAGAGGUGCAGUUUAAGUGUUGCAUCUGUCUGGAGGUUUUCUUUGAGCCGGUCUCCAUCCCCUGCGGUCACAGCUUCUGCUUCACCUGUAUCACAUCACACUGGGACAACAGCCAUGCCGUCAGCUGUCCCAAGUGUCAGACAGCCUUUGAGGGCCGCCCAGAGCUUUGUGAAAACUCCUUCGCCAAGGAAAUGUCAGAGCAGAUCCGAGCAAUAAGGCAGAACGGCGUGAUGUCAAUGGCAGGAAAAUUCAUAUAUUGUGAUGUGUGCGUGGGGAAGCAAACAGAGGCCCUGAAGUCCUGCCUUGUAUGUCUGACCUCAUAUUGUGAGAGUCACCUGGAGCCCCAUCUGAGAGUUGCCACCUUGAAGAUACACAAGCUGAUUGAACCCGUGGCAAUGCUGGAGAACCGGAUGUGUAAAAGGCACCAAAGGCUUCUGGAGUUGUUCUGCAGGAGCGACCAGAGGUGUGUGUGCGUGCUGUGCACAGAGAGCGACCACCGCUGUCAUGACACCGUCCCAGUGGAGCGAGAGAGUAAGGAGAAGAAGGCUCAGAUGAAAAGGAUCGAGGCUGAUGUGCAGCAGAUGAUCCAGGACAGACUGCAGAAAGUGGAGGAGAUCAGACACUCGGUGGAGCUCAGCAAAGAAAGCUCAAAGAGAGACAUAGUGGAAAGCACGGAGGUCCUCUGCAUUCUCUUUCGUUCCUUGGAGACACGUCAGGCAAAGCUGGUGGAGAUGAUCCAGAGGAAGCAGGCAGCAGCAGAGCAGAGGGCGGAGAGGCUCAUCACAGAGCUGGAGCUGGAAAUCACUGAGCUGGAGAGGAAGAGAAGAGAAAUGGAGCAGCUUUCUCACACUGAGGACCACCUCAAUCUUCUGCAGAGGUUUCCUGCUCUGAGUUGUCCUUCAUCUGUCAAAGCCUGCACUGACAUCAUCGUCCAUACAGACACAUGUUUGGGGAUUGUAAGGAGAGAGGUGGCCAACAUUGAACAGCAGCUUCAAUCAGCUUUGAAAAAGCUUUCCAUUCAAGAGCACGAGAAGAUGCAGCAGUAUGCAGUGGAUGUUCAUCUGGACCCCAAGACAGCCAACUCUUGGCUGGUUCUAUCACAGGAUGGGAGACAGGUCUGGGAUGGAGAUGUUGAACAGAACCUGCUGGACAUACCAGAGCGUUUUGACAGGGCACCAUGUGUCCUUGCCACAAGGGGUUUCACCAGUGGGAGGCACUACUGGGAGGUAGACGUGGGAGAUAAAACAGCGUGGGACUUGGGUGUGGCUCGACAGUCGAUCAACAGGAAAGGUGUGGUCACACUGAGUCCAGAGGACGGUUAUUGGACUAUUUGCUUGAGGAAGGGCAGUGAGUACCGGGCAUGUGCAGGACAGGCAGAACGUCUGUGUCUCUCUCAGAGGCCCCAGGUUGUUGGGGUGUUUUUGGAUUACGAGGACGGCACGAUGUCCUUCUAUGAUGCAGAUGCCAAGUCACACAUCUAUUCCUUCACACAGCUCCAGUUCACCGAGGCCAUGUUUCCCUUUUUUAACCCAGAUAUGUGUGACAGCGGCAGCAACACAUCACCACUUAUUGUCCGCCCGCUCAGUGGAGUCAAUGGAAGCAGGGAUUUAGAUGACAUUACAAUAUGAUGCGAAAUGUAUAUUUACUGUCUGUUUAUAUGUCAUGGUAUUUUAUUUCAAACAUAAUAUAUAUAUAAUAUAUAAAACUGUUCUCUCUGUUGAUGUGAACACUUUUUUUUUAAAUGAAAGAAUUUGUGCUCAGUUGACAACAAUAACUUUCACAUAUGGAUCAUACAUAACCAUUCUGACUUGCCCCACUCCCCCAAUAAACUGAUGUAUCUGUUGUAUAUGCUUACCUCUCCUCCUCCUCUUUCUUCUUCCCUUCAUCUGUGCUCACUACAGAUCUUAGACCUGCCUUACUUCAAUAAUAACCAUGCUCCGUCAUCACAGACCAACCACACAACUGACUCCAGAACACCUCUUAGAUUGUACAGUUUGACAACUGCUAAUCAGAUUAGGACAUGGAUAGGAUUAGCCUCAAGGCAGAUGGAGCGCUGAGACAGUUUCAGGAUUUAGCCCUUGGUGGAGGCAUUAUGCACACACAGAGUACUGCACACUCACAGGUAUGUCGUGGAACUAAAUGCAUGCACACAAACACAGUGAUUGCAAGUAACUAUUUAACACUCUGGUGAGUUCCUUAAAGAAUUAGGAAAUAUAUAAAGAGAGAGCUAAAAGGUGUCGGGGAAGGAAUAUGAGAUGAAGAGGGAUUAAAACCGCUAUCAUUCAAGCUCAGGGCGGAGACUCAUGUAGAGAGCUUACAUGUUGCACUUUAGUCCAUACUGAAGCAAGAACACUCCUUAUAAACCUCUUUGGAUGGCCGACAGACAAGGGUAAGUCAAAUAGCAUGUUAAUAUAGUUUUCUAUGUUGAUGUCGGUUACUGUAGGAAGGAAUAUCAAAAUGUAAACCAAUGUCCUACCAGUAGGAUCCCUGGCAUUCACUAAUUGUGCAGCAAUGUAGAUUUUAAAACGGCAAACACGUUUGGGAAUUGCCAUAUUUUGCU